This is a messenger RNA of Carya illinoinensis, 1612 nucleotides long. RefSeq lists its product as uncharacterized. NCBI's taxonomy places the organism in Eukaryota, Viridiplantae, Streptophyta, Magnoliopsida, Fagales, Juglandaceae. The coding region runs from base 25 to 1446 and encodes 473 amino acids. The record is from RefSeq and is a predicted model, not a curated record. The transcript is spliced from 8 exons.
UUCACUUUUUUAAGUUUUAUUUGGAUGGGAACUAUGGCCUAUCAUGCUGGUUUGUCAUGUCGGCCGCAACUGAGACUCAUAACAUUCGGUAUCAUAUGCUCGUCUCAGGUUGGUGUCUCGAGGCGACAGGCUUUGGAGCAACUGGAUAAGAAGCUGGCCGAGGACGACGACAGGGCAGCACUCUCACUUGCUAAGGAUUUGCAAGGCAAGCCUGGGGGGCUUCGAUGCUUUGGGGGUGCUAGACAGGUGCCCCAAACACUUUAUUCCUUGGAUGAAUUGAGGCUGAAUGGAAUCGAAGCAUCGUCUCUUUUAUCACCGGUGGAUGCAACAUUUGGUUCAAUAGAAAGAAACCUGCAACUUGCUGCUGCUCUGGGAGGGCUUGCUGCCUGGAAUGUGCUUGGCUUUGGCCCACAACAAGUUCUAUAUUUUUCUCUGGGGCUACUGUUUCUAUGGACACUGGAUUCAGUCUCUUUUGAUGGAGGUGUUGGUAGCUUGGUUCUUGAUACAAUUGGGCACACAUUUAGUCAGAAGUACCACAAUAGGGUUGUUCAACAUGAAGCUGGCCAUUUCUUAAUCGCUUACUUAGUGGGCAUUCUUCCCAAAGGAUACACACUAACUAGUUUGGAAGCUCUGAAGAAGGAAGGAUCUCUAAAUGUUCAAGCUGGGACCACCUUUGUGGAUUUUGAAUUUGUUGAAGAAGUUUCAUUUCAUGUUCCUUCACAACUAAAGGCACCUGAUGAUGCCAUGGCUCUGCUGCUUUUAUCCAGACUCGACCUGCUGCUUUUAUCCAGAACCAAUUGCUAUGAUGCCAUGGCUCUGCUUUUGGGUCUUGUCACAAGUCAACUUGAGGGAGUUAUUGUCUAUUGUCUUUGUUGUCACAGGUUAAACCUGUGGCAAUUGUCAGCAGGUCGAUGGAAUUCAAAAGGUUUCAUUGGAGGGGGUUCGGUUAGUUCUAAUGGGCAAGCUGAAUGCUGCUAUAUACAAACUUAUAACUUGAUAGGCGCUAUAUUUUUAAAAAAUAUAAAAAAAAGAAAUCUUUAUUACCAAUAUAAACAGUGUUUUUCCUUCUUGUUACUGAAUGUUACCUCCCCUUCCAUGUCAUGCAGGUUAAUGCAGGAAAAGUAUCUAGCUACGACACUGAACAGAUUCUCAUGUAUAGCACUGGCGGGUGUGGCGGCUGAGUAUCUUUUAUAUGGAAUUGUUGAGGGAGGCCUUGAUGACAUUAACAAGUUGGACAUGCUACUCAAAAGCUUGGCCUUCACACAGAAGAAAGCGGAUUCCCAAGUCAGAUGGUCUGUACUGAAUACAGUCCUACUUUUGCGGCGCCAUGAAUUAGCACGAGCUAAGCUUGCAGAGGCCAUGUCCAUGGGAAAGUCUGUAGGAACUUGCAUUGGCAUUAUAGAGGAGACCAUAGACGAUUCCGACAUCCAGCUUCAACUGGGUUGAAGUGGAGGCUGAGGAAUUCAAGCUCCAUUAACACUUUUUUCCUUCUAAUUUGGUAGUGAAUUUGAAAAGGGUAGAACACGAAUUUCUUUGAAAUUUUUUAUGUUGUGAAUUUGAAAAGGGUAGAACAUGAAGGGAUAAAUAUACAUUUUAUAUCUUAAAAAAGGCA